Cuscuta campestris is the source of this 1290-nucleotide messenger RNA. Lineage: Eukaryota; Viridiplantae; Streptophyta; Magnoliopsida; Solanales; Convolvulaceae. The record is from the annotation of a GenBank genome assembly.
GACUAUAUUAUUUUAUCAAAUGGUGAUGAAUAUAGUUAACCCAUCAACCAAGUUUAAGUUUAUUUGUGAAGGCGGAGUAUUUAAAAGGAGCCAGAGGUACAAUGAAAUCCCCGAAUUCAGAACUAGGUUUUGCAGGCAAGCAAUGGAUGUGGAUUCUUCUUCCGUCUCGUGCGAGGAAGGCUGCAGUCAAUGAUGGUGUUGCGCGCUGCGCCUUGUUUGCCAUGAAUGAGGAGACAAAUAUCAGCGUUGAAGAUGAGGGGAACAUGGACGUGGAUGAGGCGAACGAAGAAGGCGAUGAUGGCGAGGCAAGGGGCCUCGAAGGUGAAGACUUCACACAGAUUUUCAUGGUGGACGAUGAUGUUUGGGAGACCAAGAAUUUCUCCAGGUGGAGGAAUCUGAAUUGGCUCUGUUUCGAUGCGUUUUCCAGAAUAGAUGAUUACUAUUUCGAUAUACCCAAAAGCUCUUUCAAUCCAGGGGAGGAUCCCCGUUCUGAAAGACCUUUAGAGUUGAAGAUGGGCCAUUCUUUGUUGUAUUAUGAGAUGGACGAACCAUGGGCAGGUAUGUAUCUCAGAGAAGCUACUGAUGGUGCCAGAGUAGCCAUUGAGUUUUUCAACAAGGAAAACAAGAUGGGAAAAACUUUGAGGUUUCAGAGAUUGUGCAGAAUAAGGGCUUACAUUUUUAUAAACCGCGUGGUAGAGUAUACUUCCUUACAUUUAUGACAGCUCAUUUUGAUGUUGUUGAGCGGUCGACAGAAUUCGAAGCCUCUUUAUUUCAACCUUCAAAAGAUAAGAAAACAUGGCAUUUGAGGGCCUUGAGGAAAAAGCCAUUUGAUUAUUUUGUCUCCUAACGGUUGCAGUUUAAGGUUUCAAGAAAUUCAGGCAGCAUGAUCCAGGAGCUCCAAAGGCUCCACAAGGACAUGGAAGUGCGCCCCAUGAUGCAGCGCUUGAAAAACCUUUACCAAGGCCAUGCUAGGCAUGAACGCUUCAAGAUGCUUGAAAAACUGGAGGCCCCACUGCACAAGGUGGGGCAUGCAUGGUUGUACAUAGGGCUGUUUAAGUUCAGGUCCAGAACAAGAAGCUGACCAAACCAGAUUGUUAGGUCCAAACCAGACUCGGACUGGAUAUAUUAGCUCGGCCCUCGGUCCAAGUUAUUUAUGCAAACAGAUUAAUGAAUUGUAUAUUUUUGUAGGAAUGGUAAAAUUUGGGUACUCAAUGUAUUACUCCCUCCGUCCCAUUUUAAAUUGCAUAUUUGCCUUUUUUCUCCGUCCCAAAAUAAAUUGUCUGUUAGUUG